This is a messenger RNA of Cynocephalus volans (Philippine flying lemur), 1720 nucleotides long. It is a transcript of the gene DMAC2, whose product is annotated as distal membrane arm assembly component 2. The record is from RefSeq and is a predicted model, not a curated record. The transcript has 6 exons. Lineage: Eukaryota; Metazoa; Chordata; Mammalia; Dermoptera; Cynocephalidae. Gene Ontology annotation, cellular component: cytoplasm. Bases 20 to 775 code for a protein of 251 amino acids.
GUUACGUAACUCUCACAAGAUGGCAGCGCCCAGAGCGUUCUUGCGCCUGGUGGCCCCAAUAUGGAAUGGGAGUACCAGGAGCAUACAUGGCCUGAGUGGGGAGAUGGCCCCAGAGGGCAAUCAGAGGAAGAGGACACUGCUGCAGCUCCUGACUGACUGCUUCCGUGACGUGGAGGCUCUGAGGGAGUACUUGCUCCAAAAGCAACUGUCAAAUGUGCAUCAGAAAAAUCGAUCCUUCACCCACAUUGAGGAGCAAUACGGCCCAUACAUCGGAGGUGCCUUUUUCAUCCUGAAGCAGGGAGGCGCAGUCAAGUUUCAGGACAAGGAGUGGAUCAGGCCAGAUGGGCGUGGUCGUUUCCCUCUUGAGUUCUUAAAGUUCCAGGCCGUGCCUGUAGAGGCUGUUGAUGCCAGUGGCUGUGCCAUCAACUACCAGGGCCUAGACAACCUAUUGUCCAUGAAGGAGCUCCAGUCCUUGUCACUGAAGCGCUGCCCCCAUGUGGAUGAUUGGUGUCUCAGCCAUCUCCACCCUCUGGCCAACUCACUACAGGAGCUCUUGCUGGCGGGUUGCCCCCAAGUCUCCGAACGGGGCCUCGCCUGCCUCCACCACCUCCAGAACCUCCGCAGACUGGAUAUCUCAGACCUCCCUUCCGUGGCCAACCCAGGCCUCACUCAGAUCUUGAUGGAAGAGAUGCUGCCCAACUGUGAGGUUCUGGGGGUUGACUGGGCCCAGAGUCUGAAGUUAGAGUUGGAGGAACAGCCUCGGGACACAGCCUAGCCUUCAGCCCCCUCCCCACUCAAGCAGGACCUCAGUGGGGCUAUGUGGAAUGUCCAGCAGCUCUGCACACUUCCAGUUGGGUUCACUCAACAUGGGGGUGGGGUGUGGCACUGGCAGAUCAGAGGAAAGGAGAGCAUGAGGUCAGGGUGUUUAUUCCUGGCUGUCCUUGGCUGGAGUUCACACUCCUGAGAGGUGUGUGGAGGGAAAGGCUCCAGGCUGCAAGUAGCCUCAGAGAGCUGCACACUCACCUUCGUGGUUUCCCCACACCUGGCCCACACCUUGUCAAGAGACUCUUCUCAAACUGUCCUCAUGAGUGUGCUGCUGUUUCUUGCAGGGACCUUGACUGAUACAGGGGGGUGCUAUGGCACUUUACAGGGAUGGUGCUUCCCCUGCAGGACUGGUCUCACUGUAGGAUGUGUGGCAUCCUUGGCCCACGCUCACUAAAGACCAGUAGCACCCCAAGUCCCGUGGUGUUGCUGCUUACCAAUUUAUUGACUCUGUGCUGCAUGUUCAACUGUUUCGUCUUCCCUGUGAAAAUGGAUCUGGGUUUUUGAAAUAUUUUUCCUUUGCCAACUGACAUGAUAGGCUUUGUCAGUAGAGGGCGCUUGAGAGACAUUACGGGAGGAAAGGACUUUGCUCCCGGGUUCUGCUUCAGUUUGGUGUGCUCCUCCCACACAUGCAACUUCUCCAGCGUCUGUGUCCUGCAGUGCUUGUGGCUUCCCCAGUACACAGCUCCUGAAGUGCCAGAUGGUCAGCAGCUUCCCCUGCCACCCCUCAUCCACCAGCACUUUCAUAGGAGGCAUAGUGCCUCUGCUGAGGCACUGCUCUGUGAACCACUUUCCCCAGCACCCCAGGUGAUUCCAAGGCAUUUUACCAAUGAAUCCCUGGUUAUCCAAUUCACUGUUAAAGUCAAUAAUUCUUUAUAUUAAACUUUCCCUGUUCAAA